Messenger RNA from Trichomonas vaginalis G3, 1308 nucleotides. RefSeq names its product peptidyl-arginine methylation, to symmetrical-dimethyl arginine. Gene Ontology annotation, biological process: regulation of DNA-templated transcription. Gene Ontology annotation, cellular component: nucleus; cytosol. Bases 1 to 1308 code for a protein of 435 amino acids. NCBI's taxonomy places the organism in Eukaryota, Parabasalia, Trichomonadida, Trichomonadidae. The transcript has a single exon. The record is from RefSeq and is a predicted model, not a curated record.
AUGGAAAUCUCGCAAAAAUUAAUAGAUUGUACAUCUCACUAUCCAUCACUUCAACUAUUUUGUCAAUGUAAUUGCGCUGAGGACUUCAUUAAACUUCAUACUUUAACAAAUUAUUCUCAAACAAUAGCAUUAGCAAUUGAUCUUCCUCAAGAUCCAAAAGAAUUCAAGAUUUUAAGUACUUUACCACUAUCUGCGCUGUUUGUCAACUCAAAACACUUUGAAAAAAAUUCAAUUAAGCAGGAGUUUAUUCCAUUUUUGAAAGAAAUGACUAUCAGACAAAUACCAAUAUUUGUGGAAACGGAUAUACCACAUUUUACAUUUUGUUUCUUUUCUCUUGGUAAAAUUUUAAAUGAUUUAGUGCCAACAAAUUUCUAUGGACUAAGUUUUCCCCUUUUACCACUUGAAAACGAUUUGAAUUCCAUGCAAUAUCAAAAAUUGGAGUUUGAUACUGCAAAAUAUGAUUUAUAUGAAGAAUUCACCCGAAAAGCUCUAGAGAUGAAAGGUCCAGAUGCCUAUGUUGCCAUUGUUGGAGCAGGUAGAGGUCCAAUUGUUGAUCGUGCUGUAAAAGCUGGAGCAAAAAAUGUAAUAAUUGUAGAAAAAAAUGUUUCUGCUGUAAUUCUUCUUAAACAAAGACUAGAAAGAGAGUGGCCAUCGACGUACAAAUUAUAUGAAGGAGAUAUGCGCAAUGUUAAGCUUCCUUUUCAAAUUGAUAUCAUUGUUUCAGAACUUUUAGGAAGUUUUGGAGAUAAUGAACUUUGUCCUGAAUGUCUAUAUGGAUGUAAUCGUUUUUUGAGCAAAGAUGCCAUUUCAAUUCCUCAAAAUCUCAAAUCUUUCUUAGUUCCUAUCAAUUCUCAUUAUUUAUGGUGUGAAGCCUUUCACAAGAGCUUAGAUUACAUAUGGGUAACAUCAAUGGCCACUGCAAUUCCGAUUGGACAAGAAAAAGAAAUAAAUUCUUUUGAAUUUCCUUCGGCAUCCAAAGAUUUUUACAAUAGUAAAGUCUUUGAGUUUGAAGCUGACACUGAUUCUACUUUGAAUGGUUUUUGUGGUUGGUUUGACUCAAAAUUAUUUGAAGAAAUUCAUUUGUCGAAUUCAUUCAAAUCUCAUACGAAUGCAAGUGAAAGUUGGCUACAUAUAUAUGUUCCUAUACGGAAGCCCGUCAAUGUCAAGAAAGGACAAAUAAUUAAAUUAUUAUUUUCCAGAAGAACUGAUGGAAGGAGAGUUUGGUAUGAGUGGGCAUUAGUUGAGCCUGAGUUAAUGGGAAUCCAAAAUGCAUUUGGCUGCAAAUACUCAAUUAAUCUUUUUUACUAA